GCAUUUUGUAGCAGAGUGGCAGCCCCCUCUCUUCCAUCAUCCGUUAGAGGAAGAAUGUCUAGUUUGGUUUUUGUAUUUGCGUUAUUUGUAUUUCUCCAACGUCCUCUCUCGUGCUUGUCAAACUCCCAAGUUGACGCUCUGUCUGCUUUGAGAAGCCGUCUUUCUGACCCGAAGAACGUACUGGAGAGCUGGGACACUUCUCUCGUUGAUCCUUGUACUUGGUUCCAUGUUACCUGCGACUCCAACAACAACGUCAUUCGCUUAGAUUUGGGCCACAAUGAUUUAUCUGGAACUUUGGCCCCAGAACUUGCCCAGCUAUCCUCCCUCCAGUACCUUGAGCUCUAUGGGAAUCAAAUAAGUGGGACCAUUCCUGAGCAACUUGGUAACUUGAAGAGCCUUAUUAGUAUGGAUUUGUAUGAUAACCUAUUGGAAGGGAAUAUCCCAAACUCAUUUGGCAACUUAAAGUCACUCAAAUUCCUACGCCUAAACAACAACAAGCUAACAGGAUCUAUCCCAAAAGAGGUCAUUGAUCUUAAUCUCCAAGUCCUUGAUGUUUCUAAUAAUAACAUCUCAGAAUCACCAGCAGAUGGCAACUUAAUUUGAAUCAUUCCCGAAGAAAAAAUGUAUAGCAACUGUGCAAUUCUUGAAUCAUUCCCGAAGAAAAAAUGUAUAGCAACUUAUGCUUGCUACAAAUCUAGCAUGUCAUACUUGAAUGUGGAUGUAUCUAAUAAAUAAAGAGUUGCGCUGUUCAUACAUACUUAUUGCUCUUAAA
Molecule: messenger RNA, 772 nt
Organism: Glycine soja
Lineage: Eukaryota; Viridiplantae; Streptophyta; Magnoliopsida; Fabales; Fabaceae
Product: leucine-rich repeat protein 2-like
Exons: 6
Coding region: 55-603 (182 amino acids)
Molecular function (GO): protein binding
Source: RefSeq, a predicted model, not a curated record